AUGGAGAAUAGUUCAGCAAUAUCAUGUCCUUCAACUCCUCGCUGGAACUCCGAGAGGCCAUUCCUGACUGGCCGCUUUCAUCAGGAAACCAAAACGACGUCGCGUUUCUUCGACACCAAGGGCUAUUCCGUUGAUUCCCUUGGCUUGGGAUCCGAAAAAGCCAUUGGUUGUUACAAUGCUGCUGUUCAGGAACUUGUGGUCAUCGAUGACCUCUUGUCUGCAAUGGUUGGGAUCCAAGGACGCUACAUUUCGAUCAAAAGGGCCCACGGAAAAGAGGAUAAUUUCACCUUUCAAGUUGAUGCAUCCAUGGAUUUAGCUCUUCAGGAAUUGGCGAAACGGGUAUUUCCUCUGUGUGAGAGCUUUAUGCUCAUUAACCAGUUUGUUGAAUCAAGAUCUCAAUUCAAGAAUGGUCUGGUGAAUCAUGCCUUUGCUGCUGCACUCAGGGCUCUCCUUCUAGAUUACCAGGCCAUGGUGGCACAAUUGGAACACCAGUUUCGACUUGGAAGACUGUCCCUACAAGGCUUGUGGUUUUACUGUCAGCCAAUGAUGGGGUCCAUGCAAGCACUAUCUAAUGUAAUACAGAGGGCUUCAGCUAAUAAUUUUGCAGGUUCUGCAGUUCUUAACCUCUUGCAGAGCCAGGCUAAGGCCAUGGCUGGUGAUAAUGGUGUAAGGUCAUUGCUAGAAAAGAUGGCAGAAUGUGCGAGCAAUGCAUACCUUGGAAUAUUGGAGAGGUGGGUUUAUGAAGGAGUCAUUGAUGAUCCUUAUGGUGAAUUUUUCAUUGCUGAGAACAAAUCUCUUCAAAAGGAAAGCCUGACUCAUGAUUAUGAUGCCAAGUAUUGGACGCAACGUUACAGCCUCAAGGAUGGAAUCCCUAGCUUCCUUGCAAAUAUUUCUGGGACAAUUUUGACCACUGGAAAAUAUCUAAAUGUCAUGAGAGAAUGCGGGCACCAUGUUCAGGUCCCUCAAUCAGAAAAUUCAAAAUUGAUGAGCUUUGGCUCAAACCAUCGCUAUCUUGAGUGUAUAAAAUCUGCUUAUGACUUUGCCAGCAGUGAGCUCUUAAAUCUCAUCAAAGAAAAGUAUGAUCUGAUGGGAAAGUUACGAUCUAUAAAGCACUAUCUUCUUCUUGAUCAGGGUGAUUUUUUAGUUCAUUUCAUGGAUAUUGCUCGAGAUGAGCUUACGAAAAAGCUUGAUGAGAUUUCUGUGGAGAAGCUGCAGUCUCUUCUAGACCUCGCUUUGCGUACCACAGCAGCUGCAACAGAUCCUUGCCAUGAGGACUUAACAUGUUGCGUGGAAACAUCUUCUUUGCUUAAAAAAUUGGGGACACUUACAGAUGGUGAAAGGAGCAGGAAUGUUCCUGAUGAUAAUGAUCUAGAGGAGCCAGUGAGCAUAACAGGACUUGAGACAUUUUCUUUGAAUUAUAAGAUUCGGUGGCCAUUGUCUAUUGUUAUCUCUAAACAUUCCUUAACAAAGUACCAGUUGAUUUUCCGCUUUCUUUUCCACUGUAAGCACGUGGAUCGCCAACUUUGUGGGGCAUGGCAAGCACAUCAAGGAGUUCGUGCCCUCAACAUGCGUGGAACUGCUAUCUCCAGAUCAUCUCUGCUCUGUCGUAGCAUGCUGAAAUUUAUUAAUAGCCUUCUACACUAUCUAACAUUUGAGGUUAUUGAGCCUAAUUGGCACGUGAUGCAUAAUAGACUUCAAACUGCAAAGAGCAUAGAUGAGGUUAUCCAACACCAUGAAUUUUUCCUUGACAAGUGUUUGAGGGGAUGCUUGCUUCUUUUGCCUGAAUUUCUCAAGAAGGUGGAGAGGCUGAAAUCACUUUGCCUACAAUAUGCAGCUGCAACUCAGUGGUUGAUAUCAUCUUCUAUUGAUGUUCCCAGCCUUGUCGAGUCUGAUGGUUCACUUGUGUCAGAAAAACCCAGGCAAUCGAAAUCACGGCGUCCAUAUCAGCCAUUAAAAUUAAGCUCCAGCAAUAAAACUGUUGCUGAUUCUAUUCUCAAAUUCGAGAGGGAGUUCAAUGCAGAGCUUCAGAGCCUGGGACCAAUAUUGAACAGUAGCUCCAAAGCAGAACCAUAUUUGACUCAUCUUUCGAAGUGCAUCUUAGGCAUUGGAAACGAACAAUGA
Prunus armeniaca (apricot) is the source of this 2121-nucleotide messenger RNA. The record is from the annotation of a GenBank genome assembly. NCBI's taxonomy places the organism in Eukaryota, Viridiplantae, Streptophyta, Magnoliopsida, Rosales, Rosaceae.